Miniopterus natalensis is the source of this 1350-nucleotide messenger RNA. The record is from RefSeq and is a predicted model, not a curated record. Lineage: Eukaryota; Metazoa; Chordata; Mammalia; Chiroptera; Miniopteridae.
AUGGAGCCCUCUAGAAACUCCGUACCGGAGAGCCGGCAGCGGACCGGCCUGGGCCGUUGCCGGCAUUUUUUUUGGCUGGGCGUCGUCUUCGACACGGUGGGUGCGACGGUGUUGUUCACGGGGGUCUUCUCCGACCUGCUCUUCUACGACCUGCUGCUCUACCUGGGUUCCAUCAUCAUCUUCCUCAGCCUCCUCUGGUGGGUCUUCUGGUACACCGGCAACGUCAAAUUGAGUCCUGAAGAGGCCUUGAAGGCCGUCCACGUGCCUUCCGCCGUCACGAUGGACGCGGAAAACCGGCCCAUUAGCUCGUACUGGUCAUUGUCCUUAAACGUUACCACCACCCUGGCGCGGAUCCGGCGAGGGCAGCGCCGCAGGAGGAUGCUCCAAAGGACCGCUUCUGUUCUGAGUUCGACCAUCUUAGGCCGGAUACGAAAACGGCGAUCAGAGGAAGAACCAGACAAAAACGAAAUGAAAAAUGUCGAGAGUGGUGGUGCUGAAGACGUUGACGGAGAGGAUCUGCGCCCGGAACCGGAAGCAGUUCGCUCCCCAGGCCCUGAUGCCGGGACUUUGGACCUCGAGUCUGAACAUCUAUCGACCCAUCCGGGGCAGCCAGAGCUCACUUCAUCUCCUGUGGACCGGCCUCCGCCUCCCGCCAUUGUUGCCUCUAAGAGCCUGCCUGUGGACUGUUUGUCCUCUGCCCGUCAGCCUCUAGCUGUUGUUGAUUCUAAGAACCAGCCUGUCGUUUCCUUGGCCUCUACGAGACAGCCUCUAGCCGCUCUUGCCUCUAGAAACUUGCCUGCUGUCCCCUUGUCAUCUACAGGUCAGCCUCUGGACACCCUGUCCUCAAAAAUGCACACUGCAGCCUCUGUGGCCCCGCGGAGCUACCCCCUGGCGUCUGUGGCUGCACAGAGCCAUUUCCAGAAUCUUUCUCCCUCACAGAACGAUUUCCAGAAUCUUUCUCUGGCCUCUCAAACUCAGCCUCCACCUGUACAGGCUCCCCAAACCCAGGCUCUGGCCACCCAGGUCUCUCUGGUCCAGCUUCAGCCAGCCUCAUCUUCUGUGACCCAACCUGUGGACUUAAAGGUCACUCCAAAUGUACAUGACUUUCAAUCCCUGUGUUACACCCAACAGGCCUCUUGUAGCGCUGCUUUAGUUCAAGAGCUUGCAAUCAGCCAAUCUUCCCAUGCCCAGGAGCCACCGGCAGGCCAAGAACUAAGCCAGGAAGUCCCUGGUACUGUAUCCUCUCUUCCCAGGUCCCUGGCUCUAGCUACCAAGGGCCAGGAGUCAAUGCCCCAUGAGAGUGUGCCUGCCCCUACCACUGAGAACCGUCAGCAUCUCUAGUACAGAGCC